AUGCUCUACGAACUCAUUGCGAUCGUCCGGCCGGGCAACCUCACAGAAGUGAAGGAGUAUGUUCAUCACCAGUUCCACCAGUUCCACGUUUUGCCUGAUACACCACAGACCGCUCUCGGCAUCCAGGAUACUCAUGCUGACCCAUAUCUCAUCAGGAUUGCCCAGACCGUCGGCUCGCUAGUCUUGAAAAAUGGCGGAGUCGUACGCGGCCUCUCCAACUGGGGCGUUUUCUCCCUCCCCAAACCAGUUUCAGUCCAUCAGAUGAAGCACACGCACGGGCAUUACUUUGCGAUGCGCUAUGACGCGUCGACCAAAGUUCACAGUGAACUCCGAUCGACCCUUCGUUUGGAGCCCCGGAUGAUCCGCGCUGCCCAUGUCAAGCUCGGCGAUGGCAAGCUCGAGACCCUAUCCAGAUUUGGUGCGCCAAAGUGGAGGACGCAGGGGAGUGAAGCUUAA
This is a messenger RNA of Drechmeria coniospora, 456 nucleotides long. Its product is annotated as 37S ribosomal protein Mrp17. Gene Ontology annotation, cellular component: ribosome; mitochondrial small ribosomal subunit. The coding region runs from base 1 to 456 and encodes 151 amino acids. The transcript is spliced from 2 exons. Gene Ontology annotation, biological process: translation. Gene Ontology annotation, molecular function: small ribosomal subunit rRNA binding; structural constituent of ribosome. The record is from RefSeq and is a predicted model, not a curated record. NCBI's taxonomy places the organism in Eukaryota, Fungi, Ascomycota, Sordariomycetes, Hypocreales, Ophiocordycipitaceae.